GACACCGUACACCCCUUCCCUGGCGCUUUAUGGGCUGUUUCGUCUUUGGCUCUGGUUGGGGUCCAGCCCACUAAGGCUCCAUGCGGCACAUCCAUGCUGAGGCGUCCCUCCCCCAGGAGCAUGGCACGGACUCGGGCCUGUCCCGGCCAGGCAGCCAGGCGGCCUUGGAGCCCGCCCCAGAGCGCUGCCCCCGCCGCAGCAUCGUGAUGGGCUACAACAAGACAGAGAUCAAGCGCCAGAAGGUUUACCAGGUCUCCAUCUUCUCCCACCUCUCCAGCUCCUCCGAGCCGGCAGACCAGAGAGCUGGGGGUGGGCGGCAGGCCAUCAAGAGAGGGUACCCAGAGCAGUGGGCUCCGGAGGCUGGGCGGGAUCCCAAGCGAGCCCACUGGGGGGCUACGGGGGCUGAGGCCAGGCAGGACGGGGUCCCUGGGGAGCUGCCCCCUGGCCAGGACUCCCCAGACGAUGACGCCUUGGAGGACGGGCUGCUGGUGGAGGAGCUGUCCCUUUGCGGCUCGGCCCAGCACUUCUCCCACAGCGGCCUACGAGUGGUGGAGCACCGAUGUGAAGGCAGCCCUGGCCGGGCAGGGGCCCGGGAGGGCAGCCCCAGGGCCUGCAGAGAGGACAGAUGGCGGGAGGCUGCCUCCUCCUGGCCACAGCACACAGCUUGCAGCACUUUGCACAUGAGAGACAGUCGCCCUGCCCAGCUUGGGGAUGGCCCCCUGGGGAGUCCCAGAGCCUGUGGCUCAGUGGGGGGCAGGGAGUUCCCCUGGCUGGCGGGAGCCAGGGAGCAGCCUGCGGAGGGGAACGGGGCCCAGAGGGAGGAAAGGGCUAGCAGCCAAAAUCUACUUGACAUUGAUUUGCACAAUAUUGCACAAAAAUCCUGGGCAGCCUCGGGUGGGAGGGGGGAGGAGCAGCCAGGGGGCAGCCCCGCCCACAGCAACGGGGCUGGUAGAGAAGGGGAGCCGCUGACUGGGCACAAGGAGCCCAGCACCCCACAGGUGGCCCCAGACCCCGAGAGCAACGGCCUGGGCUCCUUGGAGAAAACGCCCUGUGUGGGCAGCAGGCUCCCCGGGGCCGGCGGGGGCAGCUGCGCAGCUAAGAGGAAGCUGCUGCCCUCGGGCGAAGGCGUGGCGGACUCGUGUUCGGAAGACGAGAGCGUGGUGCCGGCGAGGAAGAAGAGGGUCCCGCUGUGCCACCCCAUCCUGACUGCCUGCCGCAGCACCGACGCCAAGGGCGCCCCCUUCUGGAACCACCUGCUUCCAGGAGCCAAGAGCUCAGCAGGUGGCACUGCGGUGGGGCGAAGGCUAAAGAGUGGGCUGCGCCUGAAAUCCAGCCAUUGUCACCUGGCCUCCUCCUUAGCCCUUUGUUCUCCAGCUGGUCAGACCCCGCUGGCUUCCUGCCGAGGGUCGGCCAUUCGUGGUCCCCCGGCUGCACCCCAGCCUUGCCCCCUCCCCACAGCUGACCUGCUCUCUCCCCAUUUCCAGACCUUAUUUAACCCUAACAAAACUGUGGUGAAGAUGUUCCUGGUGACGUACGACUUCCAGGACAUGCCAGCCAACCACAUGACCUUUCUGCGUCACCGCAUCUUCCUGGUGCCCGUGGGGGAGGAAGGGCCCGGCGAGACACCCAGCGACCCAGCCUGCGCCAGCCCGCCCAGGAGGGUCCUCUGCUACCUGAUGCACCUGAGGUUUCACAGCUCCAAGUCGGGGAAGAUCUACCUUCACGACGACAUCCGGCUGCUCUUCUCCCGCAAGUCGAUCGAGGUCGACUCGGGAAUCCCCUACGAACUGAAAUCCUUCACGGAGAUGCCAAGGAACCCCUGCUACUCACCCCGGGCCUGAGCGCGGGGAGUCCCACGCCCCCCUCUCCACCCUCACCCCUGCACUUCGGAGACAAGUAAAGGGCAAGAGAGCGGAGCCGUCUCCUCCCCCAGAGGUGGGGUGGUGAGGCACAGACACACCCCUCCCUUGACAGAUCUUUGCGCCUGUGCCAGAGAGUGAGCACGAGGGGGGAGCAGGAUGGGAUCAUGGAGAUGGCUGCAUGGCGUGAGCAGGAGCUGGUGCGCUGGCUCCUGUGCCCCCAGCGGGUCAGAGACACUCCUAGGCCUCUGGCAGCACAGCUCCAAGCCGUGCCCUUCAAGGGAGGCUCGGGGGCAGGAGGGCCCUCGGUCUGUGGGGCUCGGAUUGGGCGGAGCUGAGCUGGCUCCCAGGCUGUGGGGAGGGAUGGAGCAGAUGGCAGCUCUCAGAGGGGGAGGUACUGUAUUUAUUAGUAUUUAUUGUUGGUGGGGAGCCAGGAUGGAGGGUCCACGGUGUGGCUCGUAACCCAGCCUUGAUCACAAGUGCAGCGAGUCCGAUGGGCUCUGCUCUUGGUGCCCUGUGCAUGUCGCACGCCCAGCUGCGCAGCCCAGCAUGACAGCAGGAGCUGAGCAAGAGACGCGCAGGACUGGAAUAGCAGGGGAGACUGAGUCAGGAUUGAGGGGUAUCAACAGAACUGGUUGGUAGGACUGGGGCUGUGGGUUGGG
Molecule: messenger RNA, 2521 nt
Organism: Terrapene triunguis (Three-toed box turtle)
Lineage: Eukaryota; Metazoa; Chordata; Testudines; Emydidae
Gene: ATOSB
Product: family with sequence similarity 214 member B
Exons: 5
Coding region: 81-1841 (586 amino acids)
Source: RefSeq, a predicted model, not a curated record